AUGAGUAGUGCUUCCUCGUCUACUGCGGGAAGUAACGCAGCCGGACCACCGGCCGCCGCCAAUGGACAACCGGGUGCUGCGGCGGCGGCAGCGGACGGAAGUGCCGGAAGCGAUGGAAGUGGCAAUGUCGAGCAACCUGGCUCGUCGGCGACACAGCAACGUAGCGCCAACACCACCGGAAACGGACCAGGAACGGUACGCCGGAAGGCGAACGUGUGUCUCAUCUGCGGUAUCUACACCAAUCUGUCGCUCAACAUCUUCGAGCCACGGAACGGGCCCAACAUUAUCGAUGUCAUCUACGAGAAGUACAAAUUUCGGGCCGAACGAGGUGAUAACGCGGACAAACACAUCUGCUUCAGCUGCAACAACUGGCUGAUCAAUUGGUACUCACUGCAGAAUGCAUCCGGCUCCCGGACGUACGAGCCGGCCCCAUCGACCAGCCGCUCAUCGGACAGCAGCAACAAUCGGCACAGUCACAAGCGAACAAGACAUUCCCGCGGCGGUGGCGGAGGAGUUGACAAAGAAAACCAGCGGCAACAACCCGAUCGCGGCCUGCGGUCGAUGGAACAACAGCACGAUCAAGUCUCAUCGACGACCGUGCCCACCGACGGGGAUAAGGAACCGGAUGUGCUUAUCGUGACAAAAGUACAGCCAUCCAAUACCAAAAGGAUGCGCCAUGUUGGGUCCUACAAGCGUUUGGUAGCACUGAAAGAAAGCAACAGCCAAGUGCUUCCACUGGCGGGUGUAGGCAUGCGACGGGCGGUUCAGCAACCGGAUGAAGAUGUGCCGGAAGUGACAAGCACGACCAGCCCCACAGCCGACCCGUGUACGGUGAUACGCAGGGUGUUCGAGGGGCAGCUAAUCCGGAUGCUGCAAGGGCAGGGUACGAGCGUUACUCGAGAAGUUGUUCCACUUCCUAAAGGAAGUCAACGUCAAUCACAAACCCCACCUGCCCCCGUACCGUGCGUUGCCGGCAGACCCACGAUCCCGACCGGUGUGGAUGUGAACGGGAAUGCCAGGGAUGAACCGGAUGCCACAAACAUUGACAUCGUUUUAAGCUUCAAUUCUACCAUCUCCGAGGUGAUGAACGUGGUGCCAUCGUUGAAAGCGCUUCAACCGGACUCUCCCGUCGAUAGUGACGAGGAUAACGAUGUUGCGGUUCGAUCUUUGCUGAGCGACCAACGUAAGAAAUACGAGGGACUCACGGUGUCGGUCGUACGCGAGAAAAGUGGUUCCACCGGCCAGUAGCAGUGUUGACCAUCGACCAUCGUACGCUCGAUGCUGCCGGUUUCAGGCCAAUUUUGUCAUCCGAAAAUCCCCAAGCAUCGGGAGAACGCUUUUGAACGUGUCAAUGAGUCGUGAGGAGU
Molecule: messenger RNA, 1367 nt
Organism: Anopheles cruzii
Lineage: Eukaryota; Metazoa; Arthropoda; Insecta; Diptera; Culicidae
Product: protein phyllopod
Exons: 2
Coding region: 1-1248 (415 amino acids)
Cellular component (GO): nucleus
Molecular function (GO): zinc ion binding
Source: RefSeq, a predicted model, not a curated record